AUGGCUGUCGCAGUUCAGUCAGCCCCUAUCGGCCUUGAGGCCAUGUCCGACAACAUCGACGCGGUCAACAUUCAUAAGACAGACCUGAAAAUCGAGAAAGGUCUCUAUGAUGAAUCGGAAUUUGACAAGUCCAAAGACAAGGGAGGCUUCCGCCAGUUUGAAGACGCUUGUGACCAAGUCAAGAAUUUCUACGCACAGCAGCACACCCUUCAGACUGUUGCGUACAAUCUGAAAGCACGUAACGAUUUCAAGAACAAAACACGUGCCCACAUGACAGUUUGGGAAGCAAUGGAAAAGCUGAACACCUUCAUCGAUGAAUGUGACCCAGACACCUCUGAGUCUCAAAUGACCCACCUUUUGCAAUCCGCCGAAGCCAUCCGCAGCGAGGGCAAGCCUCGUUGGAUGCAGCUUGUCGGACUCAUUCACGAUCUCGGAAAACUUCUGUUUUUCUUCGGAGCGAAGGGCCAGUGGGAUGUCGUUGGCGACACCUUUGCAGUCGGUUGUGAAUUUGACGACAGAAUCAUCUUCGGCAACAAGUCGUUCAAGGACAACGAAGACUACAAUAACGAGAUCUAUAGUUCCAAGUUCGGAAUUUACUCUCCUGGUUGUGGACUGGAGAAUGUGAUGCUGUGCUGGGGCCAUGAUGAAUAUCUCUAUCACAUCGUGAAAGAUCAGUCUACCAUUCCCGAAGAGGGACUGGCCAUGAUCCGGUACCACUCGUUCUACCCGUGGCAUCGGGAGGGCGCCUACCAUGAACUCAUGAACGAGCAUGAUCACAAGAUGCUGGAGGCUGUGAAAGCGUUCAAUCCUUAUGACUUGUACAGCAAGAGCGACGAGCUCCCUGACCCCGAGAAGCUGAAGCCGUACUACUUGGAGCUGAUCGAUGAGUUCUUCCCGACAAAGGUCAUCAGGUGGUAG
Messenger RNA from Penicillium brevicompactum, 918 nucleotides. RefSeq names its product inositol oxygenase. Bases 1 to 918 code for a protein of 305 amino acids. Gene Ontology annotation, biological process: inositol catabolic process. Gene Ontology annotation, cellular component: cytoplasm. The record is from RefSeq and is a predicted model, not a curated record. Gene Ontology annotation, molecular function: iron ion binding; inositol oxygenase activity. NCBI's taxonomy places the organism in Eukaryota, Fungi, Ascomycota, Eurotiomycetes, Eurotiales, Aspergillaceae. The transcript is spliced from 2 exons.